UCUCAUAAAUUCUACGCAGAAUUCGUAAGGAAUUGUGAGCCUUCUGCUUGUUCAUGGAGAUUGUUUGGCUAAGGCCAGGUAUUAGGAAAAAAAAAUCUUUUUGGUGCCUUCUCUUUGUCAUGCUACUGCAGUACUGUGCGACUUGUCUGCUAUCGUCACAACCACCACAACCACUACCACCACUUUUGUGUGAGUAAGCUGGAAGCCGGUUUCGAUCCCGAUGCAUAGAACAUGAUUCACUGAAAAGAAAGUCAGCAGGUCUUGUGGAAAGGGGACUCUUUCGUCGAACAAGAAGGUCCCAUUCAUUCAUAAUUAAGUCAAGUCCCAAAACGUGGAACACCGGAGAACAAGACUGUGUCCAAUGAGAGCGGGGGUCAUUCAUGUUGAUCAAUUCCCAGGCAGGUACAGUAACGGCUGGACCUCGAAACAAAAACAAACGACAUCGGUGAUUUGACCUGCACCAUACAUGUCUGUACUGUAAAUAUGUUCUCUCUCAUCGGGAUUCAUUGGUUCACGGAUCCUCUGUCCGGAAACGCGUUCUAGUGGUUUCAAUGGACCGUCACCAAGGAUGAUUGUAUUUUGCUCGACUCGAAGCAUGCAAUUGUUCGUUCCCUCUCCGUAAAGGUGGAUCAAACUAACCCCGGGGUACUGCUCCUUUCCAUCGGCGCUGCUGGUUAGUUGCCCCAAUGUCCAUCAGCCGAGUGGAUGAGCCCAUGAUAGCCCUCAACUGUGCUCCUCAUUCACAAGCGAUGAGUGAACGGCCUGACACCAGGCUCUUACGUUUUCCUUGGGGUGAAAUACCCCUCCUGAGUUGACAAGGUAGGAUUCGAGAGAGCCGAUAUCAUCAUCAGUCUCCACCGUCCUCGUCGUCUCCGUCCUCGUCGUUGUUUGUCCCUGUUCGUCGUCCUUUUACACGGCUUGCAGCUGCUUCUACCACUAAGAGUCAUUGGAGUCCUUCCUUCCUUGCUUCCUUCCUCCCUCUCGUCGGUCUGUCUGUUCCAUGCUUCUUCGUUCCUUCGCGUUCCUUCGUUCCUUCGUUCAGUCAGUCAGUCAGUCAGUCAGUGAGUCGCCACUCCAUCCAUCCAUCCGCGGUGUUCUCUUUCUUCCUUUUGUGUGUGGUCCACUUGUGCGAGCGGUGAGCAACGAACAACAACGAAUGAACGAACCCAAGGAAGACAGAAGAACGGACCAACUGAGAAGGACAACUGAAACGUCCCAAAGCCAGUUGCCUGGCAAACUUGGAAACUUUGAAAACACUUGAGCUUUUUCCUGCGAGCUUGUUGGUGUUGUUUUUGUUGCUAUUCUUUAUAGCUAACCAUUUUCAUCCUUCAGGCGAGUAUUUCAUAAAAGUUGAUACAGCUCACAAGUGGAACCGUUGGGGUCCAAUUGCUCUCUAAACAAUGACAAUGCCAUCAUGUCGUCUGUGAUGAUUCUCCUUCAUGUGAGUUGAGUGCCUUCUCUCAAGAAAUCCAAUCCGUCCGAUAUCCUUUUCCUCUCUCUCUACUUAUUGUGUUACGCACAAUUGGAACACAAUGUUCAUAAGUCCAAGUGUGAUGAGACGAGCUGGGGCCGCUGUUGUCACAACUGUUUCGAGCCCACGGACCAAACGCAAGGGCGAAGGCGAGGAUGAGAAGAAUCUGAUUGCCACCAGUCCCACAGAUUCUGAACAUAAUUCCAUUGGCAAUGGCAACUUCACAGGAGAGAGCCACGACGCCUCAACCGAGGUUACAUUCUCCUUACCAAAGUUCAAGUCGAACGUGUCGAGCCGGGUAGCACAUAGUCUCAGACUCCAAACGACAAAGACCUAUUCGGAAUUGGGUUCAUGUCCAAGCUUGAACAACAUCAGUGGAUCCAUGAGUGGAUCUAGGCCUUUAUUAUCCAGAAACAUCCCGGGAUGUAUGGAGGAAGGUGCCGCCAAACCUGUGGAGGAAAUGGUUCAAACUGCUACGGGAAUGAUUUUGGUGGCCCGUCAAGGCGAUCCAAGAAAGCCGGCAAUUUUCACAUAUCAUGAUAUCGCACUAAACUACUUGUCAAAUUUUCACACGUUUUUCAACUCGGAAUCGAUGCUGGCUGUGCUCGAUAGUUUUUGUGUCUACCAUAUUACUGCUCCUGGACAAGAAAAUGGCGCUCCCGAUCUCCCAGAAGACUACACAUUCCCGUCCUUGGAUGAGCUCUCCGAGCAGGUUGAAUACAUUCUCCAUUACUACGGCAUUCCCCAUUGCGUUGGAUUUGGUGUUGGCCUUGGUGCGAAUGUCAUGGUUCGCUUUGCCCAUCGAAGGCCUACCAUGGUAGAUGGUUUGAUCUUGAUAAACUGCAACUCGCAAAGCGCUGGAUGGUUGGAGUGGGUAUAUCAUAAAGUCAACAUCAAAAAUCUGAAAAAGUCAAACGCUACGUUUUCCUUGCCAGACAGCGUCAUCGAAUAUCUUCUUUGGUACCAUCUAGGGAAGUCGGAUAGCGAUAGCAGGUCCUUGGAUACAGUGUCUCUAGCAUCCAUUUUUAAGAGGCAUUUCUCUUGCGAUGUCAAUUCAAGAAAUCUCUGUCUGCUUCUUCAAUCCUACAUGCAAAGGACCGAUCUGAAUCUGGCACGCGAAAUCAACUCCUCCAAUGGGAAAGCAUUAUACGGGGCAACACGAACCUUGAAGGUUCCAGUGAUCAAUAUGACAGGCGACCAUUCCCCACACGUUGAGGCCACUGUGGCUUUCAAUGGUCGACUUCAACCCAACAAGUGCACAUGGAUGAAGAUUCAGGAUGCGGCAAUGAUAUUAGAGGAGCAAUCGGGCAAAGUAGCCGAGGCCGUCAAGCUGUUUCUCCAAGGCCUCGGCUACAUCUUCAAGCCCAAGCGAGCUCGAUCUUUAACGUCGACUCCGCUUCGACGACCCGGGGAAAAUACUUUCAUUCGGUCUUCUGGAACUGAUAAUGAACAAGUGGCUAAUUUGGCCAAGGAAACAGCUGAAGCGAUUGAAAACCUUCUGGUCUUGGACGAACCAACCUCUUCGAACAAAGGCCAAGCUACGCAAGAUUUGUUAAUGCAAUGAGGCAGAACGAAUUUGUCUUAUUUAUCAGUAUCGAUCGCACUAACUAGUUUGGCCCAGGCAUCAAAAAGCCAUCACCCGAUGUACUUAAGCUUCUGUUACAUGGUUUUUAUUCGCGUAUAAAUAAAGUUAAAGACAUGUAA
Tigriopus californicus is the source of this 3175-nucleotide messenger RNA. Its product is annotated as protein NDRG3-like. The record is from RefSeq and is a predicted model, not a curated record. Bases 1533 to 3035 code for a protein of 500 amino acids. Gene Ontology annotation, cellular component: cytoplasm. Gene Ontology annotation, biological process: signal transduction. NCBI's taxonomy places the organism in Eukaryota, Metazoa, Arthropoda, Copepoda, Harpacticoida, Harpacticidae. The transcript has 5 exons.